Scophthalmus maximus (turbot) is the source of this 3542-nucleotide messenger RNA. RefSeq names its product steroid-5-alpha-reductase, alpha polypeptide 2a (gene srd5a2a). The transcript is spliced from 7 exons. NCBI's taxonomy places the organism in Eukaryota, Metazoa, Chordata, Actinopteri, Pleuronectiformes, Scophthalmidae. Gene Ontology annotation, cellular component: membrane. Gene Ontology annotation, biological process: steroid biosynthetic process. Gene Ontology annotation, molecular function: 3-oxo-5-alpha-steroid 4-dehydrogenase activity. Bases 2622 to 3482 code for a protein of 286 amino acids. The record is from RefSeq and is a predicted model, not a curated record.
CUACAGACCUUCCAGACCCUUCAAGACCACUACAGACCUUCCAGCCCCUCCAUACCAAUACAGAUCUUCCAGACCCCUACAGACCACUACAGACCUUCCAGACCCUUCAAGACCACUACAGACCUUCCAGACCCUUUCAUACCAAUACAGAUCUUCCAGACCCCUACAGACCACUACAGACCUUCCAGACCACUAAAUACCUUACAGAUCCCUACAGACCUUCCAGACCACUAAAGACCUUACAGACCCCUACAGACCUUACAGACCCCUACAGACCUUACAGACCACUAACGACCUUACAGACCCCUACAGACCUUCCAGACCCCUACAGACCUUCCAGACCACUACAGACCCUUACAGACCUUACACACCUUCCAGACCACUACAGACCCUUACACACCUUCCAGACCCCAACAGACCUUUCAGACCACUACAGACCACUUCAGACCACAACAUAACCUUACAGACCCCUACAGACCCCUACAGACCACUACAGGACGGAGGAGACAGGACGGAGUCUAAGGUGAUGCUGGUUCAGAGGCUCCAGUCGGGCCGAGGUGAACCAGGCUGCAGACGGACGGACUGACGGCCCGGUGUGUCCUCUGCGCACACAUUAUAUAACCAGACUCCCCUCCAACGACCCCGGGUGGAGCUGUCGGGUGGAGCGGGUUGAUGAGCCGCAGCCAGGCCGCCGGUCGAGGCUGCAGCAGCGGCCUGGCUGCGGCUCAUCAACCCGCUGACGAGAUCGCACAAAGCCGCUCAUGAUAAACCAGAGACGCGAUUAGAAGAAGAAGCAGCAGCUGGUACCUGAUCCGAUCCGCCGCUCAACGAACACACGUCACCGCAGAAAGAACCUCCGUCCGCCGCAGCGCCGCCAUCCGAGACACGAGGCCGGUCCGGGUCCGAGGAGCGAGCAGCACCGCCGGGUCAGAGAGAGAGUCCCGCCGCAGGAGCGUGUCCCUCAACCGGCUGCUUAGUCCGCUGCACCCCGCUGCUCCUCCGCCGGGUGUCGGUGGUAAAAUGGAGGUGGCGUCUCUGGGAAUAGAAACACGACACCUCUUCAGUCACUACCCCGCCUCGAACAGCCAACCAUCCAGACCGAACCCCUCAGUGGACAACUUCAUCAGAGAAGGAUUCACUACAGCCCAGUAGCCACCAGAGGGAGCCACCGCACCACCAGAGAACAGUCACGAACCACACGGGACCAAAGCACUAAAGGACACACCAGCCCCCCCUCACCAUCCCAACCACCAGCACUAAAGCAGCACCCCCCCCCCCCCCCCCACUGCUCUGCAGAACACAGGUCCUAGCAACACUCCUGAAUAAAAUUCAACAGCUCUUCACAGAACUCAAUAAAAAUAUAAAAUCAACUCCACUUGCCCACUUCAUUCCACAACUCCAAAACACUAUCGAACUUAUGAGCACAACCCUGAUGCUCGGCACCCCGAUGGAAACACCCCCCACCCCUGCAAAAAACUCCAAACAUGCAUCACUGCAAUAUAAAUCUGGUCAAACAUGUGGAGAACCUAACUAAACCCCACCAAAGCUCAGCUCAUCCUAUUCACCAGACUCAACCACCUCAAACCAACUCUCCCCUCACCCUGGCCAGAGGCAACGUUUCUAGGAGUGACAUUUCAAAGAAACAUGACCUGGACCACCCACAUCAAUAACCUGGAAAGACAAGGAAACCACAGACUCAACCCUCUCAAAGCACUCAGCGGACACAAACACGGAGCAUCACUGGAAAUCACCCUCAAGGUUUAUCAAACGUACAUCAGAUCCAUAUUUAGCCUGGACCACAGCCUCACAACACCAAUUCAACAGACUACAAAUCAUCCAGAACAAGGCAACACACAUGGCACCCAGACUCCCACAGUACAUCAGCACCGACUACAUCCACAGAAUGUCUGGACUCAAAACAAUACAAGAAAGAAACCUCAUCCUCACAGAAAAAUACAUCCAUAGAGCCAUUCACAACCCAGCAAUGACACAGCUAAUCCACGAAUUACAAUGGGCCACCGGACACCCCUCUCCAUAAUCCUUCAAAAACAAACCACCGUAACCUCCAACAGUAACCCAUAGCUACACUUACGGUCAAUUUACCCAUCCCAUCUACACUCCACACACCCCGUACAGGCAUCAUUCUUCCUAUACAAUGUUUUAUUUUACAUUAUUUAUUUAUUUUCUUACUGUGAUCUUAAUACCACAACUGCCAGCCACCUCCAGACACACAUACACACACCAUUAGUCUAUGCCCAGUUAUGUUGGCUUAUUCUGUUCUAUUUUAUUUAUUUAUUUAUUUAUUUACUUUUUUGCUUGAAUCCAUGUGUGUGUGUGUGUAUCUUCUUUUUCUUCUUUCUCUUUAAAUUUUCAAUAUUAUCUACUUAUUUUUUUAAUCAAUUAAUUGUUUUAGACCCCAAAAAAUUUAAAAUAAUUAUAAAUUCUGGUCACAUGCUGCAUCCAACCCUCUCGUGGGCUCCUCCUCCACGUACUCGUCGAACCGGUUCACUGGGAAGUUUCCACCGACGUCACAAAGCUACUCCUGAACUCACCAUGAUUGUACCUGACUCCGCCCCCGGGCUCACGCCCCUCCCCCCGGCGGAGCGGAGCAGCACAGCGGGAUGAUGGAGUGUCUGGAUCCCGUCGUGUUCUUCCUGAGCGGGGCUCUGAUCACCGGGGGCGCGCUCUUCCUGUGGGCACAGACCCGGAGGCGCACGGCCUACGGCCGCUACGUGUCCGCGGAGGGUCGCUGCUGUCCGGCCCGGCUGGGCUGGUUCCUGCAGGAGGUCCCGGCCUUCCUGCUGCCGCUGCUGCUGCUGCUGCUGACCGGCGGGGCCGGGGGGGCCGGGGGGGCCGGCGGGGCCGGCGGGACCGGGCGGACGCUGCUGCUCUGCACCUUCAUGCUGCACUACUUCCACAGGAGUUUCAUCUACGCCCUCCGGACCAGGGGUCGACCCGUCCCCCUGACAACCGUCCUCUACGCCGCCAUUUUCUGCUCCCUCAACGGCUUCCUGCAGGGACACCACCUGCUGCACUGCGCCCGCUUCGACCACACCUGGCUGAGCCGCGCUCGUAUGGCCGCAGGUUCACUUCUGUUUGUCGUUGGUUUGAGCAUCAACAUCCACAGUGACCUCAUCCUGCGUCGCCUGAGGGAACCUGGAGAGGUCGUCUACCGGAUCCCCCACGAUCCUGAUCCACAACUCACUGUGGUACUCACAUGGUUCUCCUCAGGGGGGAUGUUCCACUUCGUGUCCGGGGCGAACUUCUUUGGUGAGAUCGUGGAGUGGAGCGGAUACGCCAUAGCCUCGUGGUCGUUACCGACCUUCGCCUUCGCCUUCUUCACCGUCUGCUCCAUCGGGCCCAGAGCCUUCCACCACCACAGGUACCUGUCUGUGUGUCUCCUCCACCACCACAGAGACUACCAGCAGAGGUUUGAUGAUUAUCCUCGAUCCAGGAAAAUCCUGAUUCCUUUCAUACUGUGAUGAACCAAUGGUCUCAUCAUGGUGACCUGCACCACCUCCUCUCCACCUGUGACUCCACCU